AUGAACACCGCCUCUGGAUUUUCAGAUCCCCUCGUCUCCGAUACCCCGCUGCCCUUCCACGAGCUAUGCACGCGCAUCAAUGACCGCAUAGCUACGUUUCUCGACGCCAAGGAUGUAUCAGAGCGCGUCAAGAAUGUGCAGGAGCAGACGCGCACGUCGCUGAGCGUCAUAGGGGAGGCACUGGACAAGUACAGUCUGCCAGAGCUCUCCCUAUCGUAUAAUGGCGGCAAAGACUGCCUCGUCCUUCUCGUGCUAUACCUCUGCGCCAUGCACAGACGGGGCCUGACGCAGACGUCGAAUCCCUCGUCCAGCAUCGAGACCGCGGUGCAGUGCGUAUACAUACAAGACGCGCAUCCCUUUCCCGAGGUCGAGGAGUUUGUCGCGCAUAGCAGCAAGAUAUACUCGCUUGCCCUUUUGGAAUAUGCAAAGCCUAUGAAAGCGGCCUUUGCCGACUACUUAAAAGACACUCCGUCGGUCAAGGCGAUAUUAGUGGGGACACGGCGGACGGAUCCGCAUGGCGAGCAUUUGAAGCAUUUCGACCCAACAGACUCAGGGUGGCCGGCCUUUGUACGGAUACAUCCCGUCAUAGACUGGCACUACGUGGAUAUAUGGACGUUUAUACGCUUCCUCAACAUACCCUACUGUUCUCUAUACGACCGUGGAUACACCUCGUUAGGCGGGACGACUGAUACGCACCCGAACCCGAAGCUCGUGCGCCAACCGUCUACGCAACAAGUACCGCAAGCUGAGAGAGAGAACGGCGCCCCGAAGCCCAAGUUCAGGCCGGCAUACGAACUGGUAGAUGACUACGAGGAGAGGUUAGGGAGAGAUAGGUAG
This is a messenger RNA of Alternaria arborescens, 837 nucleotides long. RefSeq lists its product as hypothetical. Gene Ontology annotation, biological process: FAD biosynthetic process. The transcript has 3 exons. The record is from RefSeq and is a predicted model, not a curated record. The coding region runs from base 1 to 837 and encodes 278 amino acids. Gene Ontology annotation, molecular function: FMN adenylyltransferase activity. Lineage: Eukaryota; Fungi; Ascomycota; Dothideomycetes; Pleosporales; Pleosporaceae.